GCUCGACCGCGAACUCGGGGCGAACUGGUCGAAGCGCGCGCGACCGCCCCGGUUUUUUAACCGUCCUCACGGCAAGCUCACCGCAAGCGGCAGCCGUCGCUGCCGCCGCCGCCGCCGCCGUCGCCGCCGCCGCCGCCGCCGCCGCCGCCGCCGUCACGUCGUGCAUCGUCGUACAUACGCGCGGUUGUGUGCGCCAGGGCAGCACCCGUCGUCGUCCGUCGUCGGAGUCGCGGAGAGACGACGCGUGUCUAAAUUUGAAUACGCUCCGGCAGCGUGAGAGGAGAAGAAGGAGCAGUGCCGUCCGCGCGUGUUACGCCGUCGGAGGAUCCUCGUCGCCAUCGUCGUCGUCGUCGUCGGCGGCGGUUGUCACGCGUGAAAAGUAUAUUUUAAGAAGGACGAGGACGCACGCUCGACGCCGAUCGCGCGAUCCACUAGUCAACACAUUCUAGUCUACCGCGAUCACGGACAGUGGUUCGCGGAUAAAAGCUAACCUAUCUUAACGCCGCGGCGCGCGCGAGACGGACCGGAGCGGCCGAGCGUGCCGACGCACACGCGUGCAGCAGCAACACGACCACACGACGACGACCUAAGAAUAAUUCACGCCACGCUGCCGGUCGCGACGGCGUGCGUCGCGUUAUCACACGUCCUAUAAAUACAAUCGUGCGCCCUUUUCGCGAGUGAUUCACGGCGAAGGUGAAAGGAGCGGAGGGAGAGAGAGAGAGAGAGUGAGAGUGAGAAGGAAGAAAGAGAGACGACGACGACGAUUCCUCGGAUGAAAUUGGCCAACGUUGUUCGCGGCAGAUUUUUCCCGUCAUCGCCGACGAAGCUUCUUCACGAGAGAGGACGAGAGUAAUCCGGGUGUUCCGAGAGUGUGCCAAAGAGGGGAAAAAAGGGAUCGCCGAGAAAGAGAGAGAAAGAGGCGAAGAGAGAAGAGGAAAAAAACAGAGAGAGAGAGAGAGAGAGACUCGUGAGUGUGCCUGUCGAUUCUCGUUCGUCGGUUCGGCGUGGUAUUAGUGUGCGGGAAUCAGCAUCCGGUGAGGAGGACGAGAAGAAGAAGGAGGAGGAGGAGGAGAAGGAGAAGUAGCAACAGCAACAGCGACAGUAGCGGGAAGUUUUGUUUUGAUCGGCGGACGAUCGCGCCGUCUCACGAUCUCUCUCACCUCUCCUCCCCGUCUCAUGCGAGGAGGCGGCCGCGGGGGUGCCGUUGUAUCGCGGUGUGGGGAGAUAUCGAUCGCGCGCACGGGACCAUUGACGUCGUUCUGGAGAACGGCCGAACGUCGUAAGCGCCGAGAGUGAGAGAGAAAGAGAGAGAGUGAGAGGGAGAGAGAGAGAGAGGGACACGACGAGACGCGACGACGACGGCGACGACGACGACGAUACCUUCGUCGCUCGCUAACCUCGUCGCACACGCGGCGCGCUCUCGAGCGAGAGAUCGCGAUCAUUCGGCGCGGUGCGGCGCGCCGCGUCGCGGUGCCGAUCCCGAAGGAUCGGCCGCUCGCUCGCUCGCUCUCUCGCUCGCUCGCUCUCGACCUCGCUCUCGUUGACGCUCUCGCGCGGGGGAAGAUCGAUCGAUACGCCGCGCGGCUCAGCAGGGGACUCGGCCGGCCGACCGACCGACCUGACUCCCGCCGUCGACAUGUCCCGCUGAUGAUCCAGUAGGCUGCCCCGUGAGAUCCGUGUUCUUAAUAUUCCAUCCAGUGAUUUCGAAGACUUGCCUCUUAUCCAAGACGUGGUGCAACAAUGGGUCGAAAGAAGAUUCAGAUUUCACGUAUCACGGACGAACGGAAUCGUCAGGUGACCUUUAACAAGCGGAAAUUUGGCGUGAUGAAGAAGGCGUACGAAUUGUCGGUGCUGUGCGACUGCGAGAUCGCGCUGAUUAUCUUCAGUUCGAGCAACAAGCUGUACCAGUAUGCGAGCACCGACAUGGACAAGGUUCUCCUCAAGUACACCGAGUACAACGAACCCCACGAGUCCCUCACCAACAAGAAUAUUAUCGAGGCGCUCAACAAGAAGGAGCAUAAGGGUGCCAUGUCUCCAGAGAGCCCGGAACCCGAUGCAAUCGAAUACAAUCUUACCCCGCGCACCGAGGCCAAAUACACGAAGAUUGACGAGGAAUUUCAGAUGAUGAUGCAGAGGCAUCAACACAAUGGCAGCAGGACAAUGGGACAAUCGAAUUAUACGCUACCGGUAUCUGUACCAGUAAACAGUUACAGCGAAUCUCUUCUUGGAUCUAGUCCACAGAUGGCACAUACCAGCAUUUCUCCACGUCCAUCAUCGUCUGAGACGGAUUCAGUGUAUCCCCCGGGAGGAAUGUUGGAAAUGAGCAACGGCUAUCCUCCAUCGGCGUCACCGUUGGGUGGUUCACCUAGUCCAGGACCUUCGCCCGCACUUGGGGUUGGUGGGGGUAGUGCAAAUAAAAGCAGCAAUCCGUCUAGGCAUUCGCCGCAACCUCCGCCUCCACCGCCACCGCCUCAUCCUCACAGGGCUAAUCUUCGAGUGGUUAUACCAACACCACUUGCGCAACCUCUCUCCGAAGACACUAAUUAUGAUAGUGCCCACACACAAUCUGCGUUGAAUACACCUGUAGUAGCAUUACAAACACCAACAGUACCAGCCGGAUACUCUAGUUUUGGACCAACAGAUUACUCCUCGGAUCUCGGGGGCCUUACAUGGCCCACUCAUCAGAGGUACGUUGUUGAUGAGUUAUAUUCGGCAGCCACCAUGUCCAGCAUCAGUGGUCUUCCUCACCUAGCUGUUUCGAGCAGUACACCACCACCAUCCACAUCGCCUUUACCUGUAAAGAUAAAAAGUGAACCCAUAAGUCCACCCAGAGAUCCGCAUGGUAAUAGCGGAUCUAAUGGUGGCCCCAGCAACGCCAGCAAUCUACAUCAUACAAACUUGAACAUCGGUCCGUCGUCCAGUACCGGUCCACCGCCACAUCAUGUGUCUCAUCCAGGACCUCAGACACUGAAUCUGGUAUCGAGCAGACCGAGCAGUAAUCCACCUCCGUCCCAUUCGGGUAGCAUAACACCGACAAAUCUACCGUCGCCGGGAAGUGGUACGGUCGGUGAUAUCAGAACGAACCAUUCUAGCGGUGGCGGGAACGGAGGAAACAGUUCAGACUACGAGAACGGACCGCUCAUGAAACGCUCGAGAAUUACGGAAGGUUGGGCGACUUAAUGUCGAUUAAAUUGUUGCACUCAUCAGUUGUUUGAUACCUCCUCAACGUACAACGGCAUAUAGUGCUUGUGAGUUCCAGUAUAAUUAAACAAACUCCCUUUAAGCGUCUUUGAUGCGCGUACUUUGUACUAUCGCGAUAACAGUAGCUACGGGAUGGAUACGCUCUCGCCGUAGCUAGCGGAGUGGAAAAAUCUGUUUAUAUUUUGAAGCUGACACAGAAUAUACAUUUAUUUGACGAAAAAAAAGAAAAUACGGUGCCAUAAUGUUGAAACUUUAUAUAUAUAUAUAUUAUAUAUAUGAUAGAUACAUAUAUAUAUUUUCAUGUAUAUAAUAUGAAGUGUUGUUUGUAUAUAUGUCAUAAAAUUCGUAAUAAUUUUCGCGAAAUGGCAUUGUGUCCUCGAUGCUUAUCAUAUGGAUAUGCGAAAGGAUCAGUAUGUUAGGGAAUAACACAGUAUCCAAAAUUGUGAAAUUUCUGAAAGUGUAAUAUUGAAUAUAAAAGAGCUUGCGAGUAAAUCUACACGUAGUGUAAGAUUUAUAAAGACCAGAACUUACCAUUGCAAUUCGUUGUUGUUUUGUAUGAUAUAGUAGUCAGAAUACGCCAUAAUCCGUUAAUAUGAUCUUGCGCUGCAAAAAUGUGAUUUCUUCAAAAACGUUGCCAUUGUGUUUUGGAGAAGCCAUCGUAUUUAAUUAAAUACAGCAGUCAUUUAUUUUUUGUUGUAUUUCUUAUUUGAAUGGAAUGCAAACUUUAUAUUAAUCAUUUUCUGUAUUGUUUACAAAAUUCAUUUUUAUAUGGAAAAGAGAAAAUUUACAUUUUAUUUUCUUCAUUAAGAUUUUUAUGUUCUUUGAAUUAAUCAAUUAAUUUUACUGUUAACGUGAGUGUAUUAACGGUCUGUGGUUCCCAAAUACGUGGAAAAUCGGCUGCUGUACUCAAACUUUUCAUGAUAUUCUAUAGAACAAGAUUCGAAAUUAAUAUAUUGAGUUACAAGGUAAUACGAGAUAGAUAGACACAUAUUAUAUAGUGUUGAUUAAUAAAAAAAGAUAUACACACAGCGCGCGUAUAGAUAUAUACAUACAUAUAUAUAUAUAUAUAUACACGUUAUAUACAUUUUCCACAAGUAUUUUGCACAUUUGUAUAAAGAAAGUUAUAGAGGAAGAAAACUUGAGAACUUUGCAACCCUUGAAGCCUAAAAAUAUAUAAUGAGAGUUUAUACUACAGGUAUAUGCCAUAUAUUAAAAAUGUGAUUAAACAAAACUUACGAUAAGGGGGAUUGAGUGAUAUUAAUGUUAAUAACUUUCAUCGUAAAUUUUUAAAGAAACCAAAAUUACAUUUCUAAAUAUACUUUAUUAUAUUUGUCAACCAUGAUCAAUUUUAUGUACUAACCUGUAGUUCUUUUUAAUACCAAAAACUCCAGAAGGAUUGACUAUACAUAUAGAAAAUGAUACCGUUUGUUCUUAAGAUGAAACUCUUAAGAAAAUUUUUUGUCGCAGAGAUCCAUUCUGUGAUAUAUAAAAAAUUAUAUAUAUAUAUAUAUAUAUAUAUAUAGAAGAGGUUAUCCUUUUCGAUAUCAGAAAUGUGAUCUUCUCGGCCAACAUUUAUGUAAAAAGUUCAAUUUAAAAGAUAUUUGGCAAAACAGGGUUGCAAUUGUAAGGAUACGAUGUAGAAUUACCUUCUUCCCAAAAUCAGUAAGAUGAAAAUGUGUCAAGAUGGUUUCAAUGUAUGUUUUACAAUCUCAGGAUGUAUCCUGAAGAAUCGUUCUCGAGAGUUGUAUUUGAUAAAUUAUUGUAAUUAACAUAUUAAUGGAAUACGCAGGUAUAUGAAUGAAUAGUGCCUGGCACCAUUUGUGGCCCUCCUGUUAGGAUGCUUUCCCAAAUCGUAUAUGCAGUACAAUUUGUUAAUAAAGUCUUGAAAAUAAUAAGCUACUUAAGCGCGAUAUAUAUGAGAAACGAUAUAUGGUGAUGUAAGCUUUAUAACGUGACUUUUUGACAAAUAGCGUGGGAAGGCAACCUUUAUUGUAUAAUCGAAGGUUAUACAGAAGUAUAGCCCUCGAUAUUCAUUUUCUUUAUUAACGCAUAUUAGAAAUGUUUCAUAUGACUGUACGAACAAUCGGUAUGUGGAAUAUGAAGGCGUAUAAUGCGUAUAGUCAUUAAUCUUAAUAUCACGAAUUUUUAAGAUGAUCACAAAGUGCAAUCUCUUAGCCAACACACUUUUUUAUCAAACAAAAAAAAAAUAUAAAGAAAUUGUUAUUUUUCAUAAGAAGUAAACUUUAAUGUAUUAAAGAUAUAUAUGUCUCCACUAGUUAUUAAACUUUUCCUAUUGACGCGAAAUUUAUUAUAUUUAAUUGAUAUUUAAUUGUAAUAUAUUCUAUUCAUAUAUUACGAAAGAUGAUUAUAUAUAUCUAAUUCGCGCAAGUAUAAGAAAAUAUUUGCAAGUGAGUUUAUAUUUUGAAACUUUGUAUUACGUUUAAAUGUAUUUGAUCAGUAUGUUAAACAGGAACAAUUAAAGGCAAGCGUUUCUUAACGUUGUUUUAUUGAGAAUAUAUUCUUUUUCGUAACUUUGAACAUAAAGUAAAAAUGUUAAAUUAUUUCAGUUUCAAUUUUAUCAGUGUUGUUAUAUCAGAUAAUAUCGGAAGUUAAAAUGUCUCACAUAUGUUAAUCUCACACAAAAUAUAAUUUUAAUUGAAUCUUAACGGACAUGAGAGCCCAAAACUUUUUAAUUUUUUUCUCUGAAAUGCCCUAUUGUGAUAUCUAAGCUAAUAUGAUCCUUCUGCAUAAUAAGUCCAUCUAAGGUCAUUUAAGUGUUCCGACAUCAACACUUCUAUAACAGUCACAGUGUGAUGUGAAAAGCAUGAGCAGUACUUUAUAUGCAAGGUUUAUAUGUACUAUCUGAUCUAUUUUACCAUAACAUACAGUUACGAUAAUGCAUAACAAAACCCAUAAGAGUAGGCAAUUUGUUAAAUGUACGUUAAGUACAUGUACGUACACUUCAAUGUAUAUUUUUAAUAUGAAGUACGUGUAAGUUAUAUCUGUGAGCAAAAAUAAGUUGAUGUAAUUAAAGAUGUAUUCAUCUUGGUCGGCACAACUUAUGACGAAGAUUACAUUGUUAUCUACAUUACAGACUAAAAUGAAGUUCGUACCUUGCAACUGAUUACAGACAUAUUGAAAAAUAAUUUAAUUUUAAAGUCAUUUAAAAUAUGAUGUGGAAAAGACACUAUUAAUUUUGGAAGACUUUCAUAUCCCGGUGACUGAAACUAUAUUCUUUUACAUAAAGCCAAUUGUGUAAAAUUGUGCUAAUUUGCGUGUGAUAUAUAUUACGUUUAAAAAGUAUAUAUCAAAAUAUUUGUUUACGUUUUGUUCGAAAUACUCUUUGGUUACUUGCCGUGAAUUAUCAUAGUUGUGCCUCAAGAUUUCGGCAGAUAUUCAAUACGUAAUAAAGUAAUGAUAAUUAUUGUAGUUAAAAACUCAGAGACUAUUGAAAUUGUUGGAACGCUGUGAACGAAAUGGACCAUCGUUAGAAGAGCCAUACGCAUAAGACAAAUGAGGUCUACGGAUGGUUAGACGUUUUAUAUUGCAACAUAAACUAAGAUUGUUUGGAAAAAAGGCCAUUAUAGGCUUUAGACAUGUUCGCAAAUAAUCGAAUUGCAAUGCACGGCACAAGUACCAGAUCACUGUAACAAUGUAGUAAAAUACAAUACGAUGUAUAUGUACUAGCCACAACUGUUGUCACCACAAAUAUAAAUAAAUAAAUAUAUAAAUAUAUAUAAAUAAAUAUAUAUAUAUAUACACACAAUUAAGUUUAAAUACAGAUUUAAGUACUGGACAUAUCUGUAAAGCCAAGUAGCAUCACAUUUUUAAACAUCAUAAGAAUAUCGUCAUUUUACUGUUAUUAUCUGUAUCUGUGCAUUUUGAAACUGAAAACGGUAUGACCUGUUUGAUACGUACACAAUCACACCAAAAGUUUGAGAAUCCUUCAUAUAUUUUUUAACAUAUAGUUAUCAUAUUAUUGAGUUUCCGCUUAGUUUUGAAAUGCACUUUGUAAACAGAUGAAGCGUAUGACGGAGGGAGGGGGGCAUACUUUAAAUAUUAUUAUGUAGUUAUACACAUAUUUGUAUAAUACAAUUUAAAAGGGAGGUUGUUCGACAAUUUCUCCAUUUGCGUAUCGUACUGUUAAUUUCGAGAUACAAUUACAUUGUACAAUGUAUAAAUUUUAAAUAGAACAGUAUGUAUACACGGACAGACACGGACACAUACACAAUACAAAAAGAUUUGCAUUGUGCAUACACAAUCGGAUGUAUGCAUAUGUGGAGAUAUAUGUAUAAAAAGUUAUUAUAAUAAUGUGUAAUAGUAAUAACAUAUUAUAGUUGUGCGUUACGUUAGCUGAUAAUUGCGAGAAUAAAGGAAAGUAAUUCAUAUAGUGCCAUCAUAACUGACUAAUUAAGGGAAAUACCGAUUUUACGUUUUAAGUAGUAUCAUAGGAGAGAUAUAUUUGAGGAAGAAAAAAAAUACUUACGAUGUUGAAAACAAAGACUCGGUUUAUGUUUGUAAUAAUAAUUAUAAUGUUUGCCAAGUUUGUUACAUAAGUAUGAAGCCAUUGAGAAAUUUUAUGUACUAAAUCUUAAAGACAUAUUUUAUCCUCUUAUGCACAUUCAAUGCCACACGCAAUAGUACUUGAGUACAUAAACGCGAAUGGUUUGUGCGCUCAUGGAGAGAAGGCGUGAACGUACGUUACGGACACGGAAUUACAAGGCUCCUUUGUUUGUACGUUAUACCUUUGGUGCUCGACAUUACCCAGUUAUUGUUAUACGUUAUUAUUACUGAUCUGUAUAUGACCAUGCUACCAUAUCGCCUAUUAUUGGUCAGUAUAAUCAUUGUCAGAGUUAGUGAUAAAUAAUGAUUAUUUGAUAACGCUCUGUGUACAUCACACACACAUACAACAUUGUAAACACAUACACAUUGUGGUUAUAUUUCAGUGUAUCAGCAUAAUGAUAUGAUUAUUACGAUGUUGCCCAUAGAAUACAUUUUACUUGGUUUUUA
Molecule: messenger RNA, 8211 nt
Organism: Monomorium pharaonis (pharaoh ant)
Lineage: Eukaryota; Metazoa; Arthropoda; Insecta; Hymenoptera; Formicidae
Gene: Mef2
Product: myocyte-specific enhancer factor 2
Exons: 8
Coding region: 1741-3180 (479 amino acids)
Biological process (GO): positive regulation of transcription by RNA polymerase II; cell differentiation
Molecular function (GO): histone deacetylase binding; DNA-binding transcription factor activity, RNA polymerase II-specific; RNA polymerase II cis-regulatory region sequence-specific DNA binding
Source: RefSeq, a predicted model, not a curated record